Messenger RNA from Phytomonas sp. Hart1, 3543 nucleotides. The record is from the annotation of a GenBank genome assembly. Lineage: Eukaryota; Euglenozoa; Kinetoplastea; Trypanosomatida; Trypanosomatidae.
AUGUCAUGGGAUAAUGAUGCUCUGUUAAAAUGUAUUUGCCUCGUGCGAGCUCGGAUGAACGUGGAUUUCACCACGACGCGAGCGCCUGUUGCCUCGCUGGAUCCGGUGGUCUGCCUCUGCGCACCCUCGCCCCGGCACCCCUCCCUACCUCACCCGAAGGGCCUAACAGCAGAGGAGCAGGCAAGUGAAAGUGGAAUACGCUUUUGGGAAGAGCAGUGCGCGCUCCGGGGCGCGCUGGAGAUUUUCGCGGGCCGUCUUCUGCGGCGCCAGAAGCACCAACAACAGGGCGCGAACUCGUGGACGCUCCUGCCGGUCGCGGAAGAGGGGCUGUACAUCCAGGUCCCAAGCAAAAUGUAUAUAAAUACAUGCCGAAAAUGGAUUAACACGGCAUCAUCAAAAAAAUGUGCAAAUUCUGAGGAGAGUAGUGUUGAGAAUUAUAUGGAUCCGCUGCGCUUUUACGCCGCGGAGAACCCCCGCCCUGAGGUGGGCACGCUCUACGGCUACGCCUUUUAUCUGGCCAAAGGGACUAGCCCCGGCGAGACGCAGGCGGUGAGCGCGUUCGACCUCAAGCCGGAAGAAAGUGGUUUGCUGCUUUGCUUCGUCUCCACCGCGCCGGUGUUUAAUUUUAUGCGGACGCUGACCGUGCAGUUCGUGCCGGUCUUACGCACCGCGGUGGGAAUAGCCUCUGCACGACAGAACGACGCCGCCCUUCUACACGUGCUGUACCCCCUUCGGCUUCUGAUGGAUCCGAAGAAUCUGGCUUGGGGGACCUUCCCCGGGCAGAGCAUUCGCAUCUCCCUUCCGCUCCCCGGCGUGGAUGGCACCUUGAAGCCGGCCACCGCGCCUCGGAAGAGCCAAAAUUUGUAUGUCUUCUCCAUCCAACGCCCGUUCGACCUCCACAACCCCUUUUUUGACCUCCCGUUUUCGGCCCUGAUGUGGAGCUUCUCCGCCGACGCCCUGCGCGUCCUGCAGAGCCUGCUGUUUCAGGAACGGCGGGUGGUCUUCAUCGGGAUGACCCCACAGCACGCAGCGGCGUGUGCGGUGAGCGCCCCGGCCCUGAUCGCCCCCCUGAUAUGGGUCGCCCCGCUUAUUUCGUAUCUUUCGCCAGAGCACCUCUUCGAUUGUCGGGGGCUGGACGCGCUGUUCGCGAUCCCGGACGAGCGCGGGGGCGGAAGAGGGGAGUCCGGCGGGUUGAUUCUCGGCUCAACCCCGGAGCUGGUGCCGGCGUUGACGAUGCGGCUUCGCCAGAACGCCGUGUGGAUUGCCGACGCGCGGACGGGAAACGUCAGCGUGAUCUCGCCCAACCCCCGGCCUCCCGACACCACGAUUGUCCUGGAGGUCCUCCCCGAAAGCGAUAAGCUCAAGUCGUUGAUGAAGAAGUGUAUUACGAAUGGAGGGCAGCUGGCCUUUCGGGCCGCCCUCGAGACCAUGGCGGCGUAUUACGUAAACCACCGCUCGAUCCACAAGGGCGGGGUGGCAGGUCUGAAAUCGCGCAUACAGCUCCCGGCGGUCAGCGUGCGCGGCAUCAAAUGGGAUGACCUCAGCGGGACCUCCGAAUCCGCGUCGAACCAGAAUAGUAGUAGUAAUAUUGACACCACCUACAGCCAGGAAUGUGAUAACGACUCACCAGAGACGACUCCCUGCGUUACUGGAAAUCCCUCCAAGAUCGCAUCUGGGGCGGGGGGGAAUCUGAGUGAUGUAAAUGCUUCAGUUUACCCUACCUUUCCCGAUAUACCCUCCACCCGUAUCUCCGAGGUGCACGUUGCGAUACUCGAGUAUAACUCCCAGUUGUUCCUUGGAAACUACCGAAAAAGUUUUAAAAUGAAUUUAGCUUCUCCCUUGGCAGCAUCGAGGUCUUCCAGGGCCGUUUCCACAAUCUACUCAUUGGAAUAUCUAAUUUCCAACCUCAACAUGAGCAGCGCCCUGGCAAAACAGAUCUCCCAGACUCAUCACCUCAAGCAGUUUGAGCACGGCCUGAUGGAUGCUGAGUUGUUGGGGCUGCAAUACGUGCUCCAUGGCGAUUAUAUCUGUUUCCCCGCUGGUUUUACAAUCAAUAACUUCAUCGCACAUGAAGCGAAUGCCAUAUCGAAUCGCUACGUAUCGGAUCCACGCCUAGUAGCGCUGCUGUGCCUAUUCUACGAUCAGUGCAAACGUCGCUCUCCCGAUCUAUUUCCGGAAUUACAAAUCUUUGACGGCGUAGGGUACUGCGAUCGUAUCGCAACCAUGAAUCUACUCCAUACGUUUGGGAAGGAAGACGCACACAGCCGUGCGAAAUCGCCUCAGUCCGAAUUUUCGGAACCUUUGAUUGAAGUCCUUGCCGGGAAAACCAGCAACGAUCGUAGUGCUCAAAUGGAAAGCUGUGGGGUUGGGGGGUUCGGCUUCCGAAGGUUCUUUACGAAAGCCACGAAGGCGGUCCGUCAAACCAUUUCCGGGGCCUCCACACCCCAAAUUGUGCCGAUCCCCUUCCCCGACUUCACGCAAACUUUCCUGCGCUUCACGGACACAACUAAGCUGAAUGGGCCGUCUGCGGUGGCGUUCUGGAAGAGAGUCAAUAUGGUGCCUCCGCAGCCUGGGGCGGGUGUCAAAACUUCCACCACUAGUAAGGUCGAUCUACCAAUCAAAGAAGGGAUUGUAUACUCACAGGAGAUAUGGGCCCACGGCGUGGCCGCGCAGGCGAAGGAAACGCUCAUGGAGCUAGAAUAUUCACUCCCAGACGUCAAAAUCCCGAUGAUGAGUGGUAUGGAUGACUUAGAAUACCAACACAACGGGUAUACUUCGCCGAGAAGCGAGGAGGCUAGCAAAGGGGGUCACACGGAUGUCCCUGACAACUGCUGCCUACAGCUCGGCCUCGACGUGAUCCACCAGUUCGAUCGCUACCAUCCGCUGCUCAACCCGGAAUGGGCGGAAACGAAGAUAGGGGCGCCCCUAAGUCGUGCAAAGGCCAAGGCAGCCGUGAUGUUGGCCGGCAUGCUCGCGCAGAUGUUCCCGGCGAGUCGGCGGGUGCAUCUCCACGCGGAGUCGCUGCCCGAGCAGGUGCUGCCGCCCCUCAGCCCCGCCUCGCCAAACGCGGCCACCUCCGUGAAUUACUCCGUUGAGAAACCCGUUGUCAGUUUACUGAGCCACAUACCCCAUGACACGCACCUUGCCAAGCCCAUUAGCAGCCCUGCCGCCACCAACAUUGGCAAUAUCAUGGACUACAUUGGUGAUACCGUCAACGACAUGCACGUUGACAAACCCGUGGACGACCCCCCUCUUUCAUUACCGUUAGCCUCCAUCCGGGGGCCGACCCUGAGCCCAUGCAGGCCGACCCUCAACCUCCACGAAUUGGGCGAAUUUACGAGCGGCGUGCCAGAGGGGUACGUCGCGAGGUCCCCGAUGGCACUGCGGAGCCCGUCCUCCGGGAUGCCCGCCGAAAGCGUGGACGGCAGGAACUUCCUUCCGCCCGUCCUCCCCUCACAGCCUCAAUUGCAAAGGCCCCGCGAUACGCCCCAGAGUGAAGCCCGUAGAACCGAUAACAAUCUUCUAGAUAAGUUAUUUAUGUGA